UACAAAAACUAAACCAAAGCCCAGGCAAUUUUUAGUUUCUCUUGUUUCCGAAGAAGCCUCGCGGCGACUAGCUGGGAAACCCCAUCCUUGCCAAGCCUAGAACCGAGACUUUUCCGUGCUUAUUCACUUUCCGCUUGCUUCCCAUUCGGCGUUAGAUUUCAAAUCUGACAUAAGGAUUAGUCGGUGAUAUCUGGCUUCUCCACCCAAGAGCUGAGUAGGAAAACGAAACCUCUGGGUUUAGCUAACGGAAGGAGAGAGCGCGCGCUCGCUCUGGGCGCGCCGAGCGGAGCACCGCCCGCUCUCGCCCCCGCCCCCGGGACACUUGUAAGUUUCGAUUCCGGCCAAGCUGAGUUCUGCGCACUCGGCUAGGCCAGGGCAGCGGAGCCGGCAGGGCAGUGCGCGAUGGCGGACCCAGAGGUGUGCUGUUUCAUCACCAAAAUCCUGUGCGCUCAUGGGGGCCGCAUGGCCCUAGACCAGCUGCUCAAGAAAAUCGUACUGUCCGAGACACAGCUCUGCGAGGUGCUGGAGGUGGCCGGGCCCGAUCGCUUCGUGAUGUUGGAGACUGGCGGCCCGGCCGAGGUCACCCGGUCGGUGCUGGCCACCACUCGAGCCCGGGUCUGCCGUCGCAAGUUCUGCAAUAGACCCUGCGAAAACCUGCACCUCUGCAAGCUCCACCUGCUAGGCCGGUGCAACUAUUCCCAUUCGGAUCGGAAUUUAUGCAAAUAUUCUCAUGACAUUCUCUCAGAAGAAAACUUCAGAAUCCUGAAAAGUCAUGAGCUCUCUGGACUUAACCAAGAGGAAUUAGGUGUGCUCCUCAUCCAAAGUGACCCUUUUUUUAUGCCUGAGAUAUGCAAAAGUUAUAAGGGAGAGGGUCGAACACCAAUUUGUAGCCAGCAGCCCUCCUGUGAAAGGCUCCACAUCUGCGACCACUUCACCCGCGGGGAUUGUAGUUACUCCAAUUGCUUCAGGUCCCAUAACCUGAUGGACAGAAAGGUGCUGGCUGUCAUGAGGAAACACGGGCUGAGCCCAGAAGUGGUUCAGAACAUCCAGGACAUCUGCAACAACAAGCACGCCCGAGGGAGAAAGAACCCUCCUGGCCGGAGAGCUCCUUCCUCAAAUCGUAGAGGUGUGGCAUAUAGAGGCAGAAGCAAAAGUAGAGACAGAUCAUUUCUGGACAGUCAAGAAUUCCUUCCAUCUGCUUCAGCUUCUACUCCAAGGUCCUGCACAUCCAGUCCAGAUAACAUUGACAGUGGGUCUCCCCUGGAUGAUGUGAAGGAUCUCACCCAUAAAUUCAUGUAUUUGGGGAGUCAAGAUAGCUCUCAACCCUCCGUCUCAUCCAGGCCCACCGAUCUUGUAGGAACAGGACAGGUGGGAGCAAGCCACAGCUGUUCAGAGAAUGACAGUCGAGAGGGUCUCUUAUUUGGGAACCAUUUUUCUGCUUUUAAUUCAACAUCAGCCGCCAACCGGAAGGGCCCCACCUCCUGGCUGAAUGACCAGAGCACUGAGAAAGAGAGCUUGUUUUCUGAGAAUCAAGCUGCCUCCUUCUCAGGUCUUAUUUCUGUCCAAACACCCGAAACCGUAACCACCACAAAGAACCCAGGCAGACCUUCCUCGGACUUGUCUUCCAACAUCGAGGGCAGAAGCGGAAAUCAAGAUGUCCAGCUUUUCUCUUUUUUAAAUAAUAUCAUUGAUGAAAUGGCCACAGGUACAACUUCCAUGAGAUCUUUAAAUUAUAAGACCACAAGCAAUAGACAGAGAGAAAAAUCAUUAUCCAGGAAUCAGGACACCGGAACCACUCAUGGGAAUCCCCAAAUCACUGGCAGAAUUGCAGAAGGCGAUCAAGGAGUGGCAUCUGUUAAUGCUAAAUCUGGAGGGAAGACAUAUUGGGCUAGUAAAUGUGUCCACAGUGCACCAAAGGACUUGAGUAAAGUUACUAAUAAAUCUACAGGUGUGGAUAAAACUGGUGCCACUGGUUUCAGCCGAAGUGUGGCAGUCAGCAGGGAUAAAGAUGUGUUACACUCUGGAAGUCAGAAUCUGAGAACCCAGGUAGUUCCCACACAUGGGGACAUCACUGCCUCUGCACAAGUCAGCAGUCCGCCUAUGAUGUCACCUGCUACUCCCUCCUCAAGCAACAGAGCUGCAGCCUGCAGGACCCACGGUGACAACUCUGCCCAAGCCUCCGUUACCUCUGCCAGUGUGCUUCCAAAAGGGAGGAUCCAAGACCCAGAUCUGUAUUCCAUUUCUGACAUCAACAGUACCGCAUUUUCCAAGAUAGAUGAUCAUGGCUCAGAAGAAAUUUGUCUUGACCAUCUGUAUAAGGGCUGUCAACUUAGCAACAGCUGCAGCAAAGUUCAUUUCCAUCUGCCCUAUCGGUGGCAGAUGUUAACUGCAAACACAUGGAUGGAUCUCAAGCUCAUGGAGAUGAUUGAGGAGGCCUACUGUGACCCAAACAACUGCAUCAUUUCCAUAAGACAUCAUAACAUCAAUUUCCAGGAAAUGACUUGUGAUGCUAAUCCCAUGCGCCGUAUCUCCACUCCUUCAUCUAUGGCAAAGCUGAGCGAUUCCGUCUUUACCACAAAAUGGAUAUGGUAUUGGAAGGAUGACUCUAACAAUUGGAUUCAAUAUGGGGAAGAUAAAGGUAAUCAGAAAACUUCGAACAUCAACUCUUCAUACCUGGAGUCUUGGUUUCUGUCUUGUCGAAGGGGAAUUGUAUCAUUUCAGGCAGGUUCGCAGACCUACGAACUGAGUUUCCAAGGGAUGAUUCAGACAAACAUAGCUUCCAAGACUCAAAAGGAUGUCAUCAGAAGGCCAAAGUUUGUGUCUUCCGAAGAUGUGGAACAGAUUAAAAAGGGGGCAGAUCAGCUGGCGCAGACCCCGUCAGAUGCGUUAACCUCGAAAUUUCAUCCUCAGUGGGACCAUCACUACCUGCCCAUAAAUGGAUAUGAGUUGUCAGAGAUCAAUGAUCAAACUACAGAAUAUGCUGCCAUAAGUGCACGUUUUAAAGCUUCCAUGAAAAACUUCAAGAUUGAAAAGAUAAAGAAGAUCCAGAAUCCAGAGCUCUUGCAGACUUUUGAGAAGAAAAAAUCGAAGAUGAAGCUGAGCUGUGAAAAACUCCUAUUUUUUGCAACAUACCGUGCCCACCUGGAGUAUAUCUGUGCAAAUAAUUUUGACUGGACAUAUCAUGGACCUUUUGAAACCAAAUAUGGAAAAGGAAAUUACUUCACAAAAGAUGCCAUUUGUUCCCACAAAAGUUGUGGGCAUGAAGCCAAAAACAUAGCUAUGUUUGUAGCCCGAGUCUUGGUUGGAGAUUUUAUUGAAGGAAAUAUGACGUACAUAAGACCUCCUUACAAACUUGAUGGACAGAGAACACUGUAUGACAGCUGUGUGGAUGUCAGGUCGAAUCCUUCCAUUUUUGUUAUCUUCCAGAAAGAUCAGAUUUACCCAGCAUAUGUGAUUGAAUAUACUGAAAUAGACAAGCCCUGUGUGAUUAGUUAGAAAUGAUAAAUACAUCAUAAUAGAUGACAUAACUAUUCUGUUCACAUAUGGACCAAAUUGCCCCAGAUAAUAACAAAACUUUUACAUUUCCUCACCAAGUUGUGUAAAGUCUUAGAUCAGUAGUUCCCAAACUUGACUGCACAUUUGAGUCAUCUGCAGAUCUUCAAACAGUCCUGAUACCCAAUUUGCACCCUAUAUCAAUUAAAUCACUAUUUCUGGGGAAAAGAGCGAGGCAGCAGUAUUUUUUUAAAGACACCCUAUCCCUGAUGAUUCCAAUGUGUAGCAAAGUUUGGGAACCAUUAUUUUAGAAUAAACUGGUAAAGACUGAUUUCUAAAUUUUCUGUAAUUUCAGUAACGUUUCUCUCCCAACUACUCUUUCAGUUCACCAUAUGUCAUGAUUUUGUUUUGAUUAAAUUUAAUGAAAAUUAAUUUGGGAAAAUUGGGAAAAAUCUAAAAAUUCCUAUUGAAAAAUAAGGACAUAAGACAUUACAGUCUUAGAUGGAAGACUGUGAAAGAUUGAGGAAAAAUGCUUACAGCCAUGCCAGAAAAAGAGUAAAAGUAAUUUAAACGCUAUACAGAUUUAAUUGCGGCACUUUUCCUGCUAUCUUUAUGAUGAAACUGAUUUUUGGCACACAUAUUUAUCUCUACAGUUAUUUAAGGGACAGACACCCAUCAGGUUAACUCUGGAAUAUAACAAGAGCCACCAAAUAUGGCUCAGAGAAAAGCAACCAGUUAAUUGCCCAUUUGGGCUCUUGGUACAAUUAUACUAGACAUUUAUCUUCUGAUUAAUAUGAAUACAAGGAAGAAGGCUUUUUCAUGUUAGGCUUUCAUGAAUUGCCUGUAUUUUGGGGGGUAUGCCACAUUCCCAGGUUGUUUAGCAAAAUGAUGUCACUUCUUAGGGUGAGCAGGCUCAGCAGAAGACUGAGUUGCAGUAACCAGAUUCGCACAAGCAUGACCGAUAAACCCGAGUGCUAUUUUAGUAAUUCGCUGCGGCAGCAGAUGAAGCUCACUUCGGAAUUUGGACCAGGGCCAUCCCUAGUGAGGGAUGGCCCCCAAGGUAGAAGCAUUAUUAGUUUCCUGGUGAGCACAGAAUUAGAACAAAAAGAAGAGCACCUCAAACAGGCUUUGUGCCUGCUGGGGACUUCUUUUUUUAAAAAAUAUAACUGAUUGUAUAUGUGGUACAAUCAGUUUUUAGACUAGUCGAGGUACCUGGACCAAUAUUUCCUCCUUUACUAUGAAUCAGGUUUCUCCAUCCAGUUUUCCUUUUUGAACUUUCUGUAUUAGUUGCCAAGAUUUCCUGUUACAGUCCUUCCAGCAGAUUUUACAAAUAAUUAAUUAGCUCUAGAGUCGACUUUAUAUUAGGCAGAUUUUAUAUCAGUGUGACGAUUCCCACAACUCUUUGAUUUAGACAGCCCCACCCCACCCCACCUCCGCCCCAGGAACAAAUGUAUAGAGUUUUUUUUUAGCAUAGUGUUAUUUUCUGGGAGGAAAGCCACAGGUGGCUAUUCUUAUUCACUUAUUUUUUUCAUGGUAGAUUCUGUUUUGGAGUUUUCAUUUCUUGAACUUGAUUCUCAUAGAGGUGCAAUUUAUCCAACUCUAUCCAAGUGAUUAUUAGAAAUCUCUAGUUGGAUAUUUUACAGACAUCUUUAAUUUAACAUGUCCAAAAUAGAACUCUCGAUUUGCUUCCCUCAAACUAAUUAGUUCUUUGAGUAUUCUGUAUAUGAGUAAAGGGUAUCACCAUCCGUCUAUCCACUCAUUCUUAACCCCUUCAUUUCCCUCCGUCUAUAUAUCCAAGCAGUUUCCAAGUCCAGUUUUAUCUCUUAAAUCUCUCUUUGUCCCUUUAUAAGCUCUAUGUAGCAGCAAGCAUGGUCAUAUUUUUAAAAAUGUAUUUAUUAACAGCCUUUUAAAAACACAAAUCUGAUCAUGCCUUUAGGAUAAAUUUCAAAAUCAUUAUCAUGGUCCUCCAUAAUCUUUCCCUUUCUACCUCUCAGUCAUUUCCUUUCUUCCACUCAAGCCAUUCUGGCUUUCUUUCAAUUCUUGGCGCCCCUUUCUUCCCCUAGUUCAGUAUUUCUCAACUAGCACUUCUGCCAUUUAUUUUCUAUGACAAAUACUUUGUAAUGUCCCCUCUAUGAUCCUGAAAUGCAAUGUAUAGGUAAUACACUCUACCUUCACUUAAUUUCAGAAAUUAAAAAUUAAAUAAACUUCAUAUUAAUAUAAAAGGGAAAUAAAAGGAAUGUAACUUGAGCAUGACUAUAUUAGAGGACAUAAUGAAGUAGUCAAAUGCUUUUACCUACUUAUAAUGAAUAAAUUUGAACUUGAGAUUAAGAAGCUAUUUUGUACAAAGUGUGAGAAAUCAUAAAAAAGUAGGGAUAUGAGUGUACCUUACAAUAAAAACUAGUGAUACAAUAACUUAUUUAUACAUGAUAAUAUUUAUAUGUUUAUGAUAAGAGGAAGAACGAAAUAACCUUUUGAAAUAGAGAUAAUAUGCAAGAAAACUUACAGAUUGUCGAUACGGAGAAAAUGAGGCAAUACGAUAUUCUUGCUGACGAUCUAGAAUGUCCAGUGAGACAUUCAAAAUUCGUAGAGGGUGCAGAGUAAUUCUUUAUUGUGUGGAACUGUCCAAUGUUUUGCAAGAUGUUCAGCAUACUUGGCUGUCACACACUAAAUGCCAGUAGCACCCACCACCCGCAGUCACAGUGGCACCACACACCCUAUCAGACCUAUUCACCCUUUUUAGAAUAGGUGUUUUGUAACAUCCCCUUCGCUCUUGACAUGAUUCAUAGAUAAAAUCUCCUUGUACAGAUGAAUUUUUAAAAAUUCAACAUAAUGCCCUCACUUCAUUAUAAUGGAGAAAUAAAAAUUUGGAAUGAAAAUAAUAUGAAUUCUAAUAUGUAAAUGCUCAGGCAUGACUACGUUAUAAGACAUCAUGAAACAGACAGAUGUUUAUUCCUACUUAUAAUGAAUAAGUUUGGGUUUAAGAGUCGGGCAGAGGCUACCACGUAAAGUAAAGGAAAGGGAAAGAUGAGACGUGUGGGUGACACUAGAAAUGAAAACCAGUAAUAGGGUAAGCCAUAACAGACCAUAUACCUUAUCUGUAUAUAGUAUGGGAAAGAGAGAAAUUACUGUAAUUGAAUUAAGAAUAAUAGGACAAGACAAAUUAUGAUUGUUGAAGAGGAAAAAAUGAAUUAUAUUCUCUCAGAUGAGCUCUAAGUCCCUACAUAAAUGUCCAACAGGACAUUAGAAAGUCAUAGAGGAUGCAGAACAUUCUUUGUGCGAGACUGACCCACACAUUGCAGGACAUCUGUUAUCCCUGGCUACACCCCUUCAAUGCCAAUAAUAGCCCCAACAACAACCCCAUCAGUUUUCAGAAUGCCACAGGUGAAAACCACUGAUUUAGUUAAUGUCUAACAUCCUUAGAUCAGUUUAGCUCUUACUUCCUUAAGGACUCCUACGCAAGUAGGUCAGGCCCCUGUCUCCCAAACCCUGUUUUUAAAAUACUUUGUACCUUGCUUUGUUAAUUUGUAGCAUUUAUCUAAUUUGAAAUCGUCUGCUUUCUGCUUUAGAAUGUAAGCUCCAUGAGGGCAUAAUCUAAAUCUAUCUUGUUUAUAGUGCCAUGCCCAAUGCCUAACCUACUUUGGUGUUUGAUACACUGUAAGUGCUGGAUAAAUUUUGUUAAUUAAAUUAAGUCCAACUAUUCCUCUUGUUCUUCAAGCGUAGUUUGAAAUUAUCUAAUAAAAAGAAAUAAAUAUUAA
This is a messenger RNA of Choloepus didactylus (southern two-toed sloth), 7247 nucleotides long. It is a transcript of the gene ZC3HAV1, whose product is annotated as zinc finger CCCH-type containing, antiviral 1. The record is from RefSeq and is a predicted model, not a curated record. Bases 403 to 3495 code for a protein of 1030 amino acids. Gene Ontology annotation, molecular function: NAD+ poly-ADP-ribosyltransferase activity; metal ion binding. The transcript is spliced from 13 exons. Lineage: Eukaryota; Metazoa; Chordata; Mammalia; Pilosa; Megalonychidae.